CGUCAUGAAACUGGAUGGUUUGUCGAAACUGUUGGAAUCCGAGUGCAAUUCCUGAGCGCUUUUUAAACAGAUGCAUGAUCGCUUUGGAGCGACUUAAUUCUCGUAUCAAGUACUCGAGCACACGCUUACAUUGCACUCGCCGGACAGAGAUCUACAUAAAUGCAAAUCCAAGGCUAGCGAACCAGACAGCGGAUCGGAUGCAUGGCUUUUAACUGACAACGAGACGUCAGAAGUGUUGCGGGUCUGAUGUCCGGCCGCAGCCAUGUUCACGAAGAAGAAGAAGCAUCGCAUCCAGAUCUCGGCGCCGUCCAACUUCGAGCACCGCGUGCACACGGACUUCGACCAGCACGAGCAGAAGUUCGUGGGGCUGCCGCGGCAAUGGCAGAGCCUGAUCGAGGAGUCGGCCAAGCGCCCCAAACCGCUCAUCGACGCCUCCUGCAUCACUGCUGUGGAGCCCCGCAAGGCGAUCGUUCGCGGCAGUAAGAUCUCAGUGGACGGCGCAUCCCUCACAUGGCUGCUGGACGAAUUCGAGACCAUGUCUGUGACUCGCUCCAACUCUCUCCGUCGGGACAGCCCCCCUUCCCAGCCCCGCCGGGACUCCACCCCCUCAGGGGGGCUCGAAAACGGGGAGGCAGCCAGAUCUAGACACUCUGGAGGAGGGGAGAGGCAAGGACAGGGAGGCAGGGAAGAUCCAGACAGGAGACCUUCCAGGAUGCAGCAGCAGCCCAGAGGGCAGGAGCCCAGCCGAAACAGGGACAGACCACCACCCCCUCCUUCCAGAAGAGAACCGAGCCAGAGGCAGGACCGGGACGGGGGGAAUCCCCAACAGAGCCAGCCACGGGAGGACAGGGUGGUGAGGAGGGACCCCGGCCAGGAGAGGAGGCCCAAGUCUAGCUACACUGGCACAAGCACCAGCCCUCAGUCCCCCCGGGACAAGCGCCCACUCUCUGGCACGGACGGGGUGAUCAAGACAGGGCAGCCGACAGGGAGACCCUUCAAUACAUACCCCCGAGCAGAGACCGACGCAGGGAGGGGCGCGGGCACACAGCCCAGCAGCAAACCCCACGAAGCCCCUUCUCACAACGGGCCCUCCAGCCACGCCAAGGACCACGGGGGCCACAGCAAACCCAGCACAGGCAGCAGAGGAAGAGCAGGUAGCGGGGGAAGCGUCGGGGGCAAAAUGCCCCAGGGGCAACUGCGGGCGACCCCACCCGACCACCAUUCCUCCCACCCAGGCCUGGGUCCGCAGCCCUCCACUCCCACCUGGGGGGGGAGGAGGAGAAGGAGUCUGGGUCAGAGGGGUCUAAGCGCGGAGGGGGGGGGAGGAGGAGGGUCCGGGGGACUCCACACCCGCCCCCCCGGCCAGGAGCCCCAGCGCGUCUCUCAUGAGCAGUUCAGGGCAGCCCUCCAGAUGGUGGUGGAUCCAGGGGACCCCCGAACGUACCUGGACCACUACAUCAAGAUCGGGGAGGGCUCCACGGGGAUCGUGUGCAUCGCCACGGUCAAGACCAACGGCAAGCUGGUGGCCGUCAAGAAGAUGGACCUUCGCAAGCAGCAGAGGAGGGAGCUGCUUUUCAAUGAGGUGGUUAUAAUGAGGGACUAUCACCAUGAGAAUGUGGUUGAGAUGUACAACAGCUACCUGGUUGAAGACGAGCUCUGGGUGGUCAUGGAGUUUCUGGAGGGUGGGGCCUUGACGGACAUCGUCACGCACACCAGGAUGAACGAGGAGCAGAUCGCCACGGUCUGUCUGUCUGUCCUGAAGGGCCUGUCUGUCCUUCACACGCAGGGCGUGAUCCACAGAGACAUCAAGAGUGACUCCAUCCUCCUCACACACGACGGCAGGGUGAAGCUGUCUGAUUUCGGUUUCUGCGCCCAGGUCUCUAAAGAGGUGCAGAGGAGGAAGUCUUUGGUCGGGACCCCGUACUGGAUGGCUCCAGAACUCAUCUCCAGGCUGCCGUAUGGUCCCGAGGUGGAUAUCUGGUCCCUGGGGGUGAUGGUAAUCGAGAUGGUGGACGGGGAGCCCCCCUAUUUCAACGAGCCCCCCCUCAAGGCCAUGAAGAUGAUCCGCGACAACCUGCCCCCCAAACUGAAAAACCUACACAAGGUCUCACCUUUGCUCAAAGGCUUCUUGGACAAAUUGCUGGUUCGAGACCCCACCCAGAGAGCCACAGCCAAUGAGCUGCUGAAGCACCCGUUCCUGUCCAAGGCGGGCCCGCCUUCCUGCAUCGUCCCACUAAUGAGGCAGAACCGCCAGUGAGAGGGGCGGAGCUUGGUGUGACAUCACUGACCUCGCUGUGAGGCGACGGGGCUGCCUCGAAACUGCCAGACGCACGUGGGAAGGUGCCAAAAUGAACGGGGGGGGGGGGGGGGGGGGGUAUACAAAUAUAUAAGACUCUGGUUUUUUUUAUAAUUCGUGCUGACCGGUCCACACAACGUUUUUUUUUUUUUUUUUUUUUUUUUUUUUUUAAAUCUCUGCUGAGAAUUGACCUCUGAACUUUGCAAUGAAUUUUUGUGACUGCUGUCCAUCUGUCUAUCCCAUAAUACAUGGACUGGAAGAGAAAUGAAAGAGCUACAUUGGAGCGGUCCAGCGUGGGUCUUUGUCACACCUGGGAUCCCCACUGAAACAUUAACAAGCAAAAAGGAAGCCUUCCUUUGCCACACACGUGUUCACUACGUCUGACCAGGAAAGCUACAGAACUCUCUCGUCAUUAAAAACGACACGGUGCUCUUUACUGUAAUGACAGCUGGAUACACCUCUUGAGGGAUUUACAC
Polyodon spathula (Mississippi paddlefish) is the source of this 2772-nucleotide messenger RNA. Its product is annotated as serine/threonine-protein kinase PAK 4-like. Bases 263 to 2257 code for a protein of 664 amino acids. The record is from RefSeq and is a predicted model, not a curated record. Gene Ontology annotation, biological process: intracellular signal transduction; protein phosphorylation; regulation of MAPK cascade. The transcript has 9 exons. Gene Ontology annotation, molecular function: protein serine/threonine kinase activity; ATP binding. NCBI's taxonomy places the organism in Eukaryota, Metazoa, Chordata, Actinopteri, Acipenseriformes, Polyodontidae. Gene Ontology annotation, cellular component: cytoplasm.